This is a messenger RNA of Hemicordylus capensis (graceful crag lizard), 1607 nucleotides long. RefSeq names its product neuromedin U receptor 1 (gene NMUR1). Bases 168 to 1493 code for a protein of 441 amino acids. Gene Ontology annotation, biological process: G protein-coupled receptor signaling pathway. The record is from RefSeq and is a predicted model, not a curated record. The transcript has 3 exons. Lineage: Eukaryota; Metazoa; Chordata; Lepidosauria; Squamata; Cordylidae. Gene Ontology annotation, cellular component: plasma membrane. Gene Ontology annotation, molecular function: neuromedin U receptor activity.
CCUUGCGGCUGCGGGGCGUCCUCGACGGCGGCGUGUGGGGCGAGCCGGGGAAGAUGCUGAGGCGAGCUUAGUCGCCGCCGCUGCCGCCGCGGGGCAAUAAUUCCUCCCGGAAUCGCGGCGGGACACGCGCCGGGCUGCCGGGUGAUCGCCGCAACGAGGUCAAGAUCAUGAAUUCCUCCGUCAACUCUCCAAAUCUGGAACUAACCUUGUUCAGCCAGGAGGUACUUGGGAAGCUGGCCUACCAGGACGAAAGCAACAGCAGCAGCCGCCGCCAGGAGGGAAGGCUGAAUCACAUUGACCCCGAGAUCUUCAACAUGACAGCAGAAGAGCUCCGGAUAAAAUUCUUGGGUCCCCGUCAGUCCAGUUUCUUUGUCCCCAUCUGUACGACGUACCUCCUGAUCUUUGUGGUGGGUGCCAUGGGCAACGCGCUGACCUGCCUGGUCAUCAUCCAGCAUCGGUUCAUGAGGACGCCCACCAACUACUACCUGUUCAGCUUGGCCGUCUCGGACCUGCUGGUGCUCCUCUUGGGGAUGCCCCUGGAGCUCUACGAGAUGUGGAGCAACUACCCUUUCCUCUUGGGCGCUGGCGGCUGCUGCUUCAAGACCCUGCUCUUCGAGGCCGUCUGCUUCGCCUCCAUCCUCAACGUGACGGCGCUCAGUGUGGAGCGCUACAUCGCGGUGGUCCACCCCCUCAAGGCGAAGUACGUGGUGACAAAGAACCACGCCAAGAGGGUCAUCCUGGCGGUCUGGGCCCUGUCCGUGGUCUGCUCCAUCCCCAACACCAGCCUGCACGGCAUCCAGACCCUCUAUGUGCCCUACUGGGGCGUGGUCCCGGACUCGGCCACCUGCACGCUGGUGAAGCCUCGCUGGAUGUACAACCUUGUCAUCCAGGUCACCACCAUCGUCUUCUUCUUCGUGCCCAUGGGCGUCAUCAGCGUGCUCUACCUCCUCAUCGGCCUGCAGCUGAGGAAGGAGAAGAUGCUGGAGGCGCUGGAGGCCAAGGCGGGCAGCAGCUGCGAUUACCACAACAUCCGCCUCCAGCAGAAGAAGAUCCGAAGGAGGCAGGUGACUAAUAUGCUAUUUGCGCUGGUGGUGGUCUUUGGCAUCUGCUGGGCUCCCUUCCACACUGACCGCCUGGUCUGGAGCUUCAUCACCCACUGGACCGACCAGAUGCAAAACAUGUUCCAAUACAUCCACAUCAUCUCGGGUGUCUUCUUCUACCUGAGCUCUGCCGCCAACCCCAUCCUCUACAACCUGAUGUCCACGCGCUUCCGUGAGAUGUUCAAGGAGGUCAUGUGCCGCAGACGCUUCCAGAAGCUGGGCUCCCGCAAGUGCUCCCCGAGCAGUACCCGUGCCACUACCCGGAGCACCGUCUCGGAGCACAUCACCGGAGGCAAUGGGCAGCCUCUCUCCGACAUGGAGGAGUACGAGAUGGACCCUGAGGAGGAGGAGGAGGAGGAGGAUGCUGAGGAGCGGGAGGCCCCAUUCCUCUGAGGACAUUCCCAACUGGCCCGACUCAUGGGAAGCGACAGCUUCUUGCAGCCAGGAGUAAAGGCCUUGUACAUGAAUGGCGCUGUGUAAAGAAUAAAUGGUCUUUGCUGCUGAUGA